Messenger RNA from Acanthoscelides obtectus, 4013 nucleotides. Lineage: Eukaryota; Metazoa; Arthropoda; Insecta; Coleoptera; Chrysomelidae. The record is from the annotation of a GenBank genome assembly.
CAAAACGUCAGCUUGACAAAUAUGUCAAAGAUCAUAACAAAAACAAGAAUUUUUUUGUUGAAAAAUGUCGUGUCAAAUCCGUUUAUCGGGAAAUAUACAGGAUGUGAGCGAAAUAAGACGGAUUUUAUUCCCUACUGACGAUCAUCGAGGUUCUGACAGCUGGCUCCAGGUUUGCGAGGCCUCUGUGUCCCCCACAGGAGAUCUGAUUGUGAUAGCUCACGAACGGAAGAUUAUAGUGUUGAGUGCAAAAUGGAACCCACAGUUAUCAGCGAACCACUAUGUGAUAACAUACUCUGGUACAAUUCAUGACUAUGAUAAAGUGAAAGCAGUGCUUUGCCUGCCAGUUGUAGGCGAGAAUCAACAUAGUCAAAUAGGUCCAGACUGGACUUGCAUUGUAGUGGGUUAUGACUCUGGAUAUGUGAGAUUUUACACUGAAAAUUGCGAAUUACUGCUAGAUGAACAAUUUCAUAGUGAAAAUAUAAAAAGUGUGAAAUGUCAAUCUCAGCAUAGCCCUAGACCUGAUAUAAGCCCAGAUUUGAGACUUGAAGAGAUUUACAUUCAGUAUCAGAGCUGUGUUUGUAUCCUCGGUGGAUCUCAGAUAUUUCCACAUCUGAGAUCUGCAAGAAAUGAUGGUGUAAAAGGUCCCCCUCUACCUCCAUCAUGCCUAAAAAAAUGGUCAAUUCACGACCAGUCCUUGGUGAACGAUACAGCCGUUGUAGGCCUCUGCCCCACAUCCUCCUUCGAUCACUUGUUGACCGCCUCCACGUGCGGUGGUUUCGACGCCGUCUACCGAGCUGCCCCGCCUGCUGCUUCGUUGGUCAUAGCCGCAGGCUCCAGGCCGUUUUUAGGGUGGCACUACGUAUCGGAAGGAGCUGCGCAACCGGCGUUGGGGGAUGUCGCUAAAGUAGUAGCUACGAGAAUUAAGUCUGCCUUGCCCGGCUGGCUCACAGGAACUAUCGCCCAGCCCGAAAAAAAGAUGUCGCUUUCGACGCACCCUGCAGACGCUAUGGGGUGCCGAUUCGGACUCUGUGACCUCCGACGAACAGCUACAGACGUAAUACUCUCACCAGAUAAGAUGUUUGCUGCCGCAUGUGAUACUUUAGGAAGGGUUCUUCUGGUAGACUCGAUAAGAGGGGUAGUUGUUAAGAUAUUCAAAGGAUACAGAGAUGCGCAAUGUUCUUUCAUCCAAGUACCUGACGAGAAAAAAUCUAAGCAUAGGCACGGUAACAAAGUAGCUCAUUUUCUGUUAAUCUACUCCCCUAAAAAAGGAACCCUGGAAAUAUUUUCAUUGCUACAAGGCUCGAAAAUCUGUACUUUCACAGCAUCAAAAUUCAGCAGAUUAUUCAACAUAAACUAUGGUCUCAUGGGAUUUAACUCGACUACUUCUAAGAGCCGAUAUGUAUGUCAGUGGACCAGUGUUUUCAUAGAUAACGAUGGUCAGAUCAAAGAAAUAAUGGUUCCGUACCAUUUUGCUUUGGCAGAGAAAAAUAAUAAGCGAUCGAGGGAUAUCCAUCUUUACAAGAAACUACGACAUUACAUUAAAUCGGGUGAUUACAAUGAAGAAACUUUACUGAAAGAAUCCUAUGAUAUUUGUACAGAGUUGAAGACGCUUGAAAUCAAGUCUCAAAUAGUUGACAUGCUGAUUAGUAAUAGAAACAUUCCUGCAAACGUUAUACUGAAAUGCGCAAAGUACUUUGUAGAAAAUGCGGCUGAUGAUGAAGGAAUUAACUUUAGAAUCUUGUGUGAUAACAUUAGUCAUUUAUUAGAGUUAUACCUAUUUGUAGCAAACAAACAAAACGGCGAUAACGAUGAAACUGAAAACUCGUCGUUGAAGUUAGACGAGAAAGAUAUGACUAACCUGCAGAAAUUAUUAGAUUUAAGUAUCGAUAGUGAUAGUAAAGAACUACCUGAAGUCCAUGUUAGAUUCAGUGAUAAAAACUUGGCAUUUAGCACGUCAGAAUUCUUAUCAGGAUUCGACUUUACUAAUGUUGAAUUAGUGACGCUUAAAGAUAAAGUAGAUGAUGGCAUUUUAUUUAAAACUUCCGAGGUGCUUCUGAAACCGUACAUCACAGGAGAAUUAUCAAGCUUCGCGCAACUGGAAAGCCUGUUGAUCAAAGCAAAAAUUGAUACGAAGAACUUGUUCUGCAUGCUCGUCAAUUAUUGGGUCAAUCGAUCUUUGCAUAUAAAUUUGAAUCUUGAAAAGGAGAUGAACAACUUCCUGCAUUUAUGCUACACCUUACUCAGAACUGCAUCGAAAGAAGAUACAGUAUGUAACUAUAAUCAAGUCUCGACAUUUUGGUCAAAGAUACGCGAGACCCUUGCGAACUCUUCAAGGCCCUUUCCGGCUUUGAUGGCCGCAAUUUUGUGCAAAACUGCUGCCCACAAGGUCAAUAUCGAAAAACAAAUGGAAGAUUCAUCCAUCAGUUUGGAAGAAGAGAGUAUGGAGGUGUUAUCUCAGGAAAGCGUGCUUUGGUCUCUUUUGAUAGGCAAACUGGAGGAUAUUUCGCUUUUGAACAUCAUCAUGUCAACUAAGGCUUUAGCUAAGGAUGCCGCGUUGCCAAAGUUGCAACACGAUAAAAUUGAUGUCAGUUUGAAGUAUAUUCUAGAAAAGGGUAGAGGCGCGGUUAGUGAGAUCGUAGCUCGGUGGUUGAGCUCAAGCGGGAUUGAUCCGCAACUGAUAGUAUUGAACGAGAUGACGGAGAAAGAAGAAGAAAACAUUGAAAGCGAGAAGAUUCUGGAUCAGUUGAAUUUGUUGAAGGAACAGUUUCCUUAUAGUUUAAACUCUAGUGCGCUCUUGGCGAAUUUGGCUUGGGAAUACGCGCUUGAUUGGCAAAAGGAGAUCCAAGACUUUAGCAAAUUGGAGGCUGCGAUGAAAUGUUUGGGAUGUAUUCAGAAUGUGCAGGUCAAGCAAGGCAUGUACCAACUUCUCUGGAACACCCAUCUAAAAAUAGUGAACGAAAGUACCUGCAAGCUGAUCAACAAAGUGGGCAAACUCCCAAAGGAACGCUUAUGUAGACAAGACACCGGCUUGUCCGAUGCUCAAAUCACAAUUUUCCUCGGCAUAACCUCAGAUUUUUUGGACGCGUUCAUGGACGUAACCCAGACCGCUUGCAGCCCCCACCCCUUACAAUUCGAGAACAUUUGGGAAAACGGCGGACAACCAUUGGUCGAGUUGGCCGCGCAGCAAAAACAGGCCAACUACGAUUUGUUGCACUUGCACUAUCAGUUGAGCAUGGUGUUACAGAUGAUCACCACGUUCGGCGUCAAGCAUAGCAAACCAGUCAAUAAUCUGUUUGAAGCCUCGGUAGUUAAUGUUUUGUUCACGGAUUUCGCUAGGAACGUUGAGGUCAGUUGGAACAAGUCAGACAUAAAAAUCAAUGCUUCCAGAACACAGUUUUUAUUCAAAGUUAUUUCGGCCAGUAUAGAAAGUAUAACAAUUAACGAAUCAGGAAAAAUUUACUCUACACAGCACGUUACGUGGAUGGCAAAAUGUUUAUCUUUGGCAAGGUUUUGGAAUUUGGACGUAGACUUGUUCAAGAGGUAUCAAAUCACGAAACUAUAUAUAAACGGAUUUGACAGUUUAUCAGAAGAAUUGAUUCCAUCCAUAAACGAUCGCAAUGAAUUAGGGAAGAAUCUAUUAAUGGUAGGUGCCAAAAGAAUGUCACAGUAUCUAACAAAAUCACCGGAUUUCAGCAACAAUAUAGCUGCAUUGAGUCCUGCUUUGACGAACUAUAUGGAUUCAUUGGAUGACGAAUGGUGUGCACCCUGCCCCAUGGAAAAAAUCACAGCUUUAGCAACCUACAUCGUUCAAUGUAUAAACGAAGACCAAAUCGAGCAUCGAUUGGCCCAGUUGUUAUUAGAAGCGUCUAUGACAAUAGGAGAACUCAAAUCGUAAUCCUUAACGUGUAUAUUGUUGAGUCGGUUUUUAGCGUACGUACGUUUUUAAUUGUUGAAGUUUUAUAUUUAUACCAAUAUCAAUAAACAAGUUACUGAAAUGACGGUAUAUCGUUAAA